This is a messenger RNA of Centropristis striata (black sea bass), 4446 nucleotides long. It is a transcript of the gene zc3h7bb, whose product is annotated as zinc finger CCCH-type containing 7Bb. The record is from RefSeq and is a predicted model, not a curated record. Lineage: Eukaryota; Metazoa; Chordata; Actinopteri; Perciformes; Serranidae. Bases 273 to 2981 code for a protein of 902 amino acids. Gene Ontology annotation, biological process: miRNA processing. Gene Ontology annotation, molecular function: metal ion binding; protein binding; miRNA binding. The transcript is spliced from 21 exons.
UCUCGCUGCUGCAGAAAACUUGUUGCCAUACUGCACUGAUCGAGACGGUUAGCUGCAGCAGCUAGCCUGUUAGCAUUAGCCAGUCAGUGUCCAGGAGCAGCCGCAGCAGAGAAACUCACAUGCUCCGUCCACAAACCAAUGACAGGGACACUAAACUCACAGAGAUGCGCCUCGACAUUGACUGAUAUCUGGCUGGUGUUUACUGUCCUUAUCAACAACGCUCUGCGGAGCUAUCUGAACUGAACAGCGCUGUAACUUAACUCUCCUCGGCUAUGGAUCCUGAUCGACAGAAACGAAGAGAGGAAAUUCAGAAAGCCAUGAGCUUUAUCCAGUCAUCAUUGCCUUUCCCAGAGCCAGAGAGUUACGAGGCAUUUCUGACCCAGUUGGUGUGUAACUUGCUUGACGAGGGUAACUCCUGCUUUCGAGACGGGGACUGUCGCCAGGCGACCCAGCAGUACGGGGAGGGGAUCAGCGUGGCCCGCUACGCUCAGGCUGAAGCCCUCAUCAUCCCCCACGAGCUGCUGGAGAGCCUGUAUGUCAACAGGGCUGCUGCCUGCUACCAGACGAGGGAGUAUGAGCGAGGCGUUCAGGACUGUGACAGCGCGCUGUGUGUGUCAGAAGGCAGUCGCAGGGCUCUGUACCGCAAAGCGAUCUGUCUGAGGGAGCUGGGACGACUCCGAGAGGCCUACGAGUGUGGAACCAAGUGUCUCCUCACAGCACCACAUGACAGGCAGGUCAGCGACCUGGCUCAGGAUCUGGCUACCAAACUGGGUCUGAAGGGCCGUAAGGCUUACGUAAGCCCACAGAUAGAGGCCUCAGAAGGGGAGAGUCUUGGGGAGACGUCCCCACCCACAGGAGAGAUGUCCUCUAAUGGGCUGGAGUCUCUGGGUGACAUGGGACCAGGAGACCUCUCUAAUGCCCAGUGCAUCCCUGCUCCUCUGGCUACACCCAUCCCAGUGAGCGAUGACCCGGCGACCCCGGUGGUGACCCCGUGCACCGACCUGUCGGAGAGCCCCAGCAGCCAGGGCCUGCCCCCCAUGCCCUACUCCGUCCCCGUGUCGGAGCACAUGGACGAAUGCAGCAGCAGCGUCAUCAAGGACGAGCUGGACAGUCUUCUGGACUGCAUCCCCAAAAAAGUCAGUGAGAGUCCGGUCCAGGGUGCUAUCCCCACCAACCUCCCUAACACGGCCGUGGGUCUCCGGCCUCCGUACUCCCCCAACCUUCCUGCCCCGUCGCCCCAGCUUCCCCCGGCCUUCUUCAGCUCCUCCAUGGGGGACAUGCCCCCUCUGGAGCCCUUCUCGCCGCUGGCCCAGCGGGACCAGGGCUCCACCCAGGCGCAGGACGCACUGGGAGGCUUCCCCACGGGGGCCACGGACGGAGACGGGAAGGCAGGAGUCGCUUCUGGAGGCCUGGACUCCUUGUCUGAGUACACUCUCCCUGGGGGACGAGUGUGUCACAGCUUCAUCCCUGGAAUGCGCAACCACAAUGCUGCACACGCAAACGGUCCAGCAGGAACCAACCUGUCUCUCCUCUCCAGGAAUCCUCUUGCAGCUACACAUGAGUUUCGACAGGCGUGUCAUGCCUGUUACAGCAGAAUAGGUCCACGAGUGAUGGACUACAAGUAUCAGCCAGAAGCAGCUCACCGCUGCAAGAGGGACGUUCUGCUGUGCCGCCUCAAAAACACAGACGAUCCCACAUGGAAGAGGAUCCGGCCACGGCCUGCACGGAACAACUUCCUGGGGGCCUUUGUACUCUGUAAAGAGGUGCAGGAGCGCCAGGAGUGCCAGUAUGGGGAGAACUGUACGUUUGCGUACUGCCAGGAGGAGAUCGACGUGUGGACCCAGGAGAGGAAGGGCGCUCUGAGCCGAGAGCUGCUGUUUGACCCGCUGGGCAGCACAGAGAGACGAGCGCUCAGCGUCACCAGGCUGCUGCAGCUACACAUGGGCAUGUUCAUGUUCCUCUGUGAGGAAUGUUUUGACAGUAAGCCUCGCAUCAUCAGCAAGCGAAGCAAAGAAAACUUGGCGGUCUGCUCAAACCUCACAGCUCGACACCCGUUUGACGACAACAAGUGCCUGGUGCAUGUGGUGCGGUCAGCUAACGUGCGCUACAGUAAGGUGCGUCCGCUGCACCCGCUCUGCCAGUUCGACGUGUGUCGGCACGAGGUCCGCUACGGCUGCCAGCGGGAGGACAGCUGCUCCUUCGCUCACUCCGUCAUAGAGCUCAAGUGCUGGGUCCUGCAGCAGGACACCGGUAUCACUCAUGAAGAGAUGGUGCAGGAGUCUAAGAGACACUGGCAGAGGCUGGAGCAGAACGCACAGAAGCAGCAGAAGCCAAUCCACAUCCCCCAUCCCAGCAGCAGCUUACCUGGAGGAGGAGUGGGGGGAAUGGGAGGUGGGGGUGGAGGGGUGGGGGGAGACGGCAUGGGUGGGGGCGGUGUGGGCCCAGUGGGGGGGUUGGGGGGGCUGGGGGCCGGGGUGGGAAGAGGACGCCCCCUCAACCUGAAAAUGAAGUUUGUGUGCGGCCAGUGCUGGAGAGAAGGACAGGUCAACGAGCCCGACAAGAACCUCAAGUACUGCACCGCCAAGGCUCGCCACAGCUGGACGAAGGAGCGUCGAGUCCUGUUGGUGAAAUCCUUUGAGAAGAAGAAGUGGGUUGUUGUCCGGCCUCUGCCUUUCUCCCGCACCUAUCCACAGCAAUAUGACAUGUGCGUGCAUGUGAUGAAGCAGAAGAAGUGCCACUAUAUUGGGAACUGCUCGUUUGCUCACAGUCUAGAGGAGAGGGACGUCUGGACGUACAUGAAGAACAACAGCUUGAGAGACAUGCAACAGAUGUACGAACUGUGGCUGCAGCUCACCAAUCAGAGUCGACGCACAGAUAGCUCUGCUGUGACUCCGCCCCCAGAGGACAAGCAGGUCACCAUAACAGCAGACUACACAGAAAACAUGGGAGGCCGGCGGUUGUCAGAUGGGGACGAUCUCUGAGCGUUGCCGUGUCGACUCGGGGCAGCUGACCACCGCUGAGCUGCAGACAGAGAGACAGGCCUGCUACACCAGCUACAACUAAACACUCUGUCACCUCCUCUAACAUCCAGCCAGCAGUGUGAGAGCAGACGGCCACACAACAAAAUGGUUAACCCCACCCCUAUUUACACACACACACACACACACUUGCAUAUAAACACUUCCACACAGCACACAAUACACAAACCACAGGCACCGCUUAACACAAAGAGAAAGCUUUGUGAGGACUUAGCUUUAGCAUUGUGUUUUAAUAUCAUGCUGCAGUUACACACAGCACCUUUUAGGUUCCCCUUCAGCAGAAAUUCCACAGACUGCGCUGACUGAAAUCAUCAGCUUAGGACUGAGUAUCCGUGUCCACCAGGCACAACUUUUUGUUUUUCUUUGUGAAAUCCUCGCAGCACUGGAACGAUUCUCGUGUGGGGCGCGCUGGCCGCGGCUACACAAAUUAGCUUAGGCGAUAAUUUAAACUGAAUAAAGCUCGGCACUCACACGCUAAAAAAGUUGAAAAUUAAACUUUGGAGUGCCAAAAAAAUGCCAAGCCGACAGUGCUCGAUGUCAGUAGAGAUUUAAGAAAUUAUGAAUUGUAAAAAAAAAGAGGUUCCUGGUGGACACUUUUCAUUAAGCUGCGUAAACAACCAAAUCAUACCCUCCUUCCAUUACGGGACGAUUGCGAGAGGGUUUCAAAAUCACUUUUCUGGAGAUUAAUAAUUUUGAGCGCAAUUGUUUUUGUUUUUUCCAAGGGGAGUUGUACUUCCCUGUUAUAUUGUCUGCCAUAUUGGUAGAACGCUAUGAAUGUAAUGCCUGCAUGGGCCUUGAAAACUAGGAAAUUAGUCAUUUAAAAACGUUGCUGUGGUUGUGGAAUGUAUGCAAGUAUACAUAACAUGCCCCAAAACACACUUGUGUAACACCUGCCCUUCCGCCCCCCCUAUAAGAAGGCGUCAUGAUAGCUGGUUAUGGUUAUAUAAUCAAAGCAACGAGCACAGACACGCACACUCACAUAAUAACCUUGUAGUUGCUGUCAGCUCCUCUUAGGUUGACAGAAACGGGGGAGAGUGACAGGGGAGAUAAAAAAAGUUUCACCUGGGGCUAAAGUACAAACGGCUAACGGCUCAAAGCAAUUGUUGCCAAAGCGACCAAGGGUCUUUUCAGCGUCAUGUACUUUAGACUUUGUGGUGAUUAGCAGACAGAUGUGAAGCUGGUGUAAAGAAGAAGUGACUGCAGCACAGUUCUGGCCAGAGCUGCUCUCAGCAUUAGAUCAUUUCACACCGCAGAUGCCCAUUAAGAAAUAAUGACCUCACUUGGACUGAAGCGUAGUGAAAAUACCACGUAGAAGACUUCAGUUGUCAAACAAAGAUACGUUGAAAAGAUAAUUUAACCCUUUAUCAGGCAAAGAACUAUAUUUGGUAACUUCAGGUAAUAUUUCGAG